This is a messenger RNA of Helicoverpa zea (corn earworm), 1688 nucleotides long. RefSeq names its product AP-3 complex subunit sigma-2 (gene or). Gene Ontology annotation, cellular component: membrane coat; intracellular membrane-bounded organelle; AP-3 adaptor complex. The transcript is spliced from 6 exons. The record is from RefSeq and is a predicted model, not a curated record. Lineage: Eukaryota; Metazoa; Arthropoda; Insecta; Lepidoptera; Noctuidae. Bases 134 to 709 code for a protein of 191 amino acids. Gene Ontology annotation, biological process: intracellular protein transport; Golgi to vacuole transport.
UUCGAACGUAAUUGUUAACGUCACUGUCUAAACAGAAUCGAUAUUUUUCGUUCUCGAUUGGAUUACAAUAGAUUUAUCACUUAAAUAAAUGAAAGUAUAAUAAGCAUUAGUUAAGUUUUAGUUAAUCAACACAAUGAUUAAGGCCAUCUUGGUAUUUAAUAAUCAUGGGAAGCCACGGUUAUCGAAAUUCUACCAAUACUUUAAUGAAGACAUGCAGCAACAGAUAAUCAAGGAGACGUUUCAGCUGGUCUCCAAGAGAGAUGACAAUGUGUGCAAUUUCUUGGAAGGUGGAAGUUUAAUAGGAGGUUCAGACUACAAGCUGAUCUACAGACACUACGCCACGCUGUACUUUGUGUUUUGCGUGGACUCUUCUGAAAGCGAGCUCGGUAUACUAGACUUGAUUCAGGUGUUCGUAGAAACUCUAGACAAAUGCUUCGAGAACGUCUGCGAGUUGGAUCUGAUCUUCCACGCGGAUGCGGCCCAUCAGGUCUUGGAUGAGCUGGUGAUGGGAGGCAUGGUACUUCAGACCAAUAUGGCGGAUAUCCUGUGCAGGCUUCAGGAACAGAAUAAGAUGCAGAAAGCUGAGGCAGGUAUAUCGGCAGCGCCAGCCCGCGCCGUCUCCGCCGUCAAGAGUAUGAACCUUCCGCAACAGCUCCGCGACAUGAAGCUCCCCGACCUCCCGCAGGCGAUCAAGGACCUGAAGUUCUGACCGACGCAGCAGGGGAGUUACCCCGCCACGCCGGUUGCCAUAGCAACGAACAUUCUAAACACCAUUUACCCACACAACGAGAAAUAUCAGAAUCUUCAACGCCCAACAGAAAAUUACACAACAAAAUUCUUCGGUUCGGAAACUUUGAGCACGAAGUUCUCUGAGACUUUUUCGGAAAAUUACCAGCAAACGGAAGGAGUGAAUUUUCCGAAUUACGAAAGUCAGAAAUCGGAUGGGUAUCAGGAUUUGAGCGGGACGACCGUUGAAUAUGACUAUAGUGAAGUUAGGAAAAGAAAGAAGAAAAAGAAAGCUGGGAAAAAGUAGGGCAGAAAUGUGGAGGCAAGAAAUUAAGAUUUUAUCGGCAAUGUUGUUUGUAAACUGUAAUGCAAUGUGUUUUAUUUAAAAAUUAUUAUAUAAUAAGUGGAUAUAAAAAAAUGAUGACUAAAAAAAAAAUGAAACGAUUUCUAUGAGAUUUUAACAUAAUCCAGGCCAAUCGGGCCGGGUAUACAUUACUUAAAAAUAUUUGAGUUUGAGAGAGAGACACAUAUUUUAUUGUAAAAUGAAAUAUCUUGCUCUCUUUCUAAAAUGUGUUUGAAUUGUCAAGAUUUAUAAACAAACAUUUUAUAAUUAGGUAAAUGUACGUAGUAUGUCUUCAUUUUUGUCCACUUGAUGGAAAUCGGUUUGCUCCAUGUAAAAUAUGGAUGAAGUAAGAAAUCAACUGUUUGACUGCGCAGUAGAUCUUUUAGGAUCAAAAUUGGUAACUGCGCAGCUAUAUUCAAUAAUCUAACUUCAGACUUAUCAAGAUUAGUCGGCCGUCUUAUACAACGUGUAACGUUAAUGUGCAAAACCUGAAAGUAGUUUGAUCAGAAUAAUGAGCGGAAUCAAUUAAUCACUAAACUGUAAAAUAUUGCCUUGUAAUCUAUACUAAUAUUAUAAAGCUAAAUAAAGAGUUUGUUUGCUUGAAUGCGCUGAUCUAAGG